UUUCAGGAAAUGAAUUUAAAGAAAUGAGAAAUCCAGGAACUUGAACUGAAAACGAGUCGCGGCGGGGAGGACCGAAGAGUCGAAGAAUAAACUCUCUUUAAACUAGUUUGAAUGUUGAGCACGCGGAGCCGAAGGCGAUAACAUGUUAAUAAAGGAAUUUCGAGUCGUCUUGCCCAUUUCUGUUGAAGAGUACCAGGUUGGUCAGCUGUUCUCAGUAGCAGAGGCUAGUAAGAAUGAGACGGGAGGUGGAGACGGGGUGGAGGUCCUGAAAAACGAGCCCUACGAGAAGGAGGAUGGAGAGAAAGGACAGUACACGCACAAGAUCUACCGCUUGCAAAGUAAAGUGCCAACUUUUGUACGAUUACUGGCCCCUUCAUCUGCCCUGAAUAUCCACGAGAAGGCCUGGAAUGCUUACCCUUACUGUCGCACAGUUCUUACGAAUGAGUACAUGAAGGACAAUUUUCUAGUCAUGAUUGAGACGUGGCACAAGCCUGACCUCGGUGAACAGGACAACGUCCAUAAGCUUGACCCAGAACAGUGGAAGAAGGUUGAGGUGGUACACAUUGACAUUGCAGACAGGUCUCAGGUGGACACUAAGGACUACAAACCAGACGAGGAUCCAGCCACGUUUAAAUCGCAGAAGACUGGUAGAGGGCCAUUAGGACCUGACUGGAAGAAAGAACUUCCUCAGAAGACGGACUGCCCUCAUAUGUGUGCCUAUAAACUAGUCACUGUCAAGUUCAAGUGGUUUGGCCUGCAGAAUAAAGUGGAGAGUUUCAUCCACAGGCAAGAGAAGCGUCUGUUCACCAACUUUCACAGACAGCUCUUCUGCUGGAUAGACCAGUGGAUCAAUCUGACCAUGGAGGACAUCCGCCGCAUGGAGGAGGAGACGCAGAAAGAACUUGAUAAUAUGCGAGAGACCGAACCAGUGAAAGGCAUGUCUGCCGCAGACGAAUAAGGCACUUGUUUAUUGGGACUAUGUUGCAGUCACUGCAGUAUGAUGGGCUGCUCUCUCUCUUCAUGCUUCACUCCAGUAGUUUUCUUUUCUCAACAUCUGCACACAGGAGAUUCUAUCCAGAGGUGUUUCUUACACUAAUUAGUAGCAACAUUUUUUUUUUUUUUUUUUUUUUUUUUUCAGCCCAUGUUUCUACCCCAUGUAUAUUAACUUUUAUUUUGAAAAUCUCCAUAAAUGUUUAUCCAUUUCUUUUUUUUUUUUUUUUUUUUUUUUUUGCUUAAGUUGACUGACAUCAGCACUUGUGUGUUUCAAUAACCCCUUACUAUCGUUGUCACCAGCAUGUUUACACGUUUCUCUAACAGACGUUUCCACCCUUAAUGUAUUCGCUUCAAGUUUUGUUUUGCCUCAUGACAAACCACCUCGUAUUAAAGGAGCUGAUUGCAGCUGAUCCAUUGUUACUCAUAAGCCACUUAUCUCAGGACUUUUUGUAGGUGUAAAAGGACUGAAUUCUUAUAAUGUGGUAAUACCAGGUUUACAGUAAUGGCAUAAAAAUAAACUUGCUUUAGUUCAGUUGAACUUCCAUCCAGGGUCUAGAGAGGUAAAUAUGUCAUGUUGGGUUGGAGAUGUCUUAGCACAUGUUUUGAGAGAUGCAUUGUGCCUCUGUCAUACGAGGCUUAAUAAUGAACUGUAUUCAGAGGUUUAAACUGUAUUCUGCUGCUCUGUUCCACUUUCUCCUUAAAACUCUGUUUACUGGACUCGGAUACAAUGUAAUACUCGUUUCUUAAUCAUGUCUUAUGACCUGAUAAUGAUAUUAAAAAGAAUUUAUAUUA
This is a messenger RNA of Megalobrama amblycephala (Wuchang bream), 1785 nucleotides long. RefSeq names its product phosphatidylinositol transfer protein, alpha a (gene pitpnaa). Gene Ontology annotation, molecular function: phosphatidylinositol binding; phosphatidylcholine binding; phosphatidylcholine intramembrane carrier activity. Gene Ontology annotation, biological process: phospholipid transport. Gene Ontology annotation, cellular component: cytoplasm. The coding region runs from base 143 to 958 and encodes 271 amino acids. The record is from RefSeq and is a predicted model, not a curated record. The transcript has 12 exons. NCBI's taxonomy places the organism in Eukaryota, Metazoa, Chordata, Actinopteri, Cypriniformes, Xenocyprididae.